Messenger RNA from Lachnellula hyalina, 1113 nucleotides. RefSeq lists its product as uncharacterized. The record is from RefSeq and is a predicted model, not a curated record. The coding region runs from base 1 to 1113 and encodes 370 amino acids. The transcript has a single exon. NCBI's taxonomy places the organism in Eukaryota, Fungi, Ascomycota, Leotiomycetes, Helotiales, Lachnaceae.
AUGGACGCAGCUUAUAACCAACACUCCCCGUACGCCCGUCACCAAAGCAGCCGCUCCUCCACCAACCUCCACCACUUAACCCUCGCGCCCCUCACCUCACGGCUCCCCAUCACAGACCUCCCAGACACAUCCUACAUCGAAGGCCGCUCCGCGCCUACCACGCCCUCGAUCCUCUCGCGCUCUUCUGCGCGGAAGCCCCAGCAUGCAUCAUCAUCUAUUCCCAAAAGCAAAUCGAGCUCGCACCUGCUGAUACAACCUCGGUCCGGCGCAUCAACGCCCGCGCCCGGGGGCACGAGCACGAAGCUGAAAAGGGCUCUUAGGAGAGAGGAGGUGCAGCUGGAGAGGAAUGACUCGGACUGGCUGUUACGAGCUGGUGCUAUGAUUUCAUCGUCUGCGAGAGAGUCGAAAGGACAAGCGUGGUUGAUCAGUAGGGCGAGUUCUACGAGUCUCACUGCUCAGAGAGACGAGGAGGAUGAAGAGCUAGCGAGGGAACGAGAGGUUUCUAGCAGGAGGGUGAGUAGGAGGGGCAGCGGAGUGGGGAGUUUUGAUGCGGAUGAUGAGUUUAGCCCCGUUACUACAAGGAGGAGUUUUUCUUUUGGGUUGCCGACAGGAACAGGGAGUAGACCGUUGAGUCGCUUUCCUAGUAGAGUGAAUAGUAGGCGGGGGAGUAUGGCUCAGUUAUUUACGCCUUUGAAUAUGAAAAGAGAAGGAUAUUUUGAUCACAGGGAUUUCGCUCAGGAGGUCUUCACUGCCGAACCUGAUUUUGUGGAUGUUGAGGAGGAAGUCUAUGAGAAUACAGAUGAGGCUAGGGAGGACGAUGCGGUGGUCAGGAAGCUGGCUAGCACGAGUAGUAAUGGGCUUGGUGGUUGGGUUGAGAGGAUGUUAGGGUGGAGUUUGUUUGCUGUCGAUGAAGAUGGAGAAGAGACGGAAACAGACACACUGGACGAAAAGGCAGAAGACUCGGAAAUAUCUUCUGGGACAUCGAGACGAACUAUUUUUAGUAGUACAGAAUCACUAGCAGCAGAUGUAAUGCCUCCACUCCGAGACGAAGAAGCAGGAGGUUGGCAAGAUGCAGCAUGGUUGUUAAGCGUAGCAACAAAAGUUAUCUUGUAG